UUCUCGCCGUCGCACCAAACCCACGAUGUUGUUGAUAUUAUUGAGCAUCUGUGUAAUCUUAGUAGUGUGGUUGAUAUUUAGACAAAGUAACAAAGACUACUGGAAAAAACUAAAUGUGGUACAAGUGAAUGACUUAUUUGUGAGUUUCUUGCGUGGUGAUCGUUCAAUUGCUGAAAUCUACAAAGAAGUUUACGACAGCCAUCAAAAUGAACCGCACGUCGGCUCAUUCAUGAUGACGAAGCCAACACUUAUAUUGCGGGAUCUCCAAAACAUACAAGCUGUUCUUAAUACAGAUUUCGAGAGCUUCUCUAGUAGAGGGAUCAAUUGCAAUGACAAUGAUCUAUUGGCAGAUAACGUUGUGUUUAUUUCCGACUAUCAACGUUGGAAAACUAUUCGACAGAAACUCACGCCCUUCUUCACCAGUUCUAAACUGAAAAUUAUGACGAAUGUUAUCAAAGAAUGUGCUCGCGAUUUCGUUGAAAUGGUGAAAGAAAAUAAAGAAAUGAGAGAAAAACCAUUUACUGCUUUAUACACUUACACUACGGCUACUAUUGGAGCCUCGGUUUGUGGCAUCGACACACAAAUGAAGAACACUAUGCAGUCGCCUUUCCUUGAACUGAGUUGGAAAUCUUUGGAACCCUCAACUAUUACAGAUAUAAAAUUUGCCAUAUCUACCUUAUCUCCAACACUUUUCAAACUUCUAAAACUAAAAAUUUUCGGAGAUCAUGAGGAAUUCUUCAUUGGAGUAAUGAAAAAGAUGUUAGCUGCACGCAGAAAUGACCCACACAAUAUCAGUGAUUUCAUAGGAUUGUGUGUAGAACUCCAAAAGGCUGGACCAAUGAAGGACAAGUCGAAUGACUACGAGCUGGAACCAACAGACGAGUUGUUGGCAGCCCAAGCAUUUUUCUUCUUUUUAGCUGGCACGGAUACUGGAGCUAACACAAUGCAUUUUACUCUUCUUGAACUGGCUAGUAAUCCAGAUGUUUUGCAAAGAUUGCACAAAGAAAUAGACCAAGUGUUUGAAGAAACAAACGGGGAAGUCACAUACGAUAUGAUUGAUAAAUUAGUUUAUUUAGAUAUGGUGGUUAACGAAACUCUGAGGAAGUUUCCACCCUUAGGUGCUUUGCAAAGGGAAUGCGUAAGAAAUACGGUAUUACCUGUUGGUAACUUGAAAGUUGAAAGGGGGGUUACAGUAGUUAUACCAACUUAUGCCAUACACACGGAUGAGAAUUUCUUCCCGAAUCCCGGAAAAUUUGACCCAGAAAGAUUUGCUCCGGAAAAUGCUGCUUACUUCCCGAAAUAUGGUUAUAUGCCAUUUGGAGAGGGGAGAAGAAUCUGCUUAGGUUCCAGAUAUGGACGUAUUCAAGUUUUAUCUGGCCUAGCGUAUUUACUGCGUUCGUUUACUCUGAAACCUCAAAACUAUACGCCUCGGUUCCAGAAGAGCAGCUUCAGCUUACGAGAUACUAACGCAAAGUACGACUUGAUUCUGAGAAAAAACAUGUGAAGAAAGUGACAAAUAUAAGUAGUAGUAAUAAUAGCAUUUGAUACUAAGAUUGGUGACUAUUAAAAGACAAGGACAAAAAAGUGAAUGAAAAAACUUAUUUUGAAAUAAUUAAUAUAUUUUUUAGUGUCGAAAAUGUAGCCAUGUUUGUUAAAAUAAAUCAGUACAUUACCAA
Ostrinia nubilalis (European corn borer) is the source of this 1676-nucleotide messenger RNA. Its product is annotated as cytochrome P450 6B5-like. The record is from RefSeq and is a predicted model, not a curated record. The coding region runs from base 26 to 1504 and encodes 492 amino acids. Lineage: Eukaryota; Metazoa; Arthropoda; Insecta; Lepidoptera; Crambidae. Gene Ontology annotation, molecular function: heme binding; iron ion binding; oxidoreductase activity, acting on paired donors, with incorporation or reduction of molecular oxygen. The transcript is spliced from 2 exons.